Messenger RNA from Oryzias melastigma (Indian medaka), 4394 nucleotides. Its product is annotated as sal-like protein 3. The coding region runs from base 740 to 4117 and encodes 1125 amino acids. The record is from RefSeq and is a predicted model, not a curated record. Gene Ontology annotation, biological process: regulation of transcription by RNA polymerase II. Gene Ontology annotation, molecular function: DNA-binding transcription factor activity, RNA polymerase II-specific; RNA polymerase II cis-regulatory region sequence-specific DNA binding. Gene Ontology annotation, cellular component: nucleus. NCBI's taxonomy places the organism in Eukaryota, Metazoa, Chordata, Actinopteri, Beloniformes, Adrianichthyidae. The transcript has 4 exons.
AUCAAGGUUCCAGUGUCCAGGUGAACUCUCUGCUGUUCAUCAAAGUCUGCAGAGACCAGAUAGGUCAGAGGAACAGACAGUUCAAGGAGGUGUAUGGGGGGUCCUUAUCUCUCCAUAGCAGGGGAACAGCAAGACAUGUCGAUCAAUCAGUUGUUGUGUUGUCUGCAGCUUUUAAUAAACCAUAAAUUAAGGCACAAAAAGAGCAACAGCUGCUGCGGUGUGGAGUGUCUUUGUCCCUUCAGCUCUAGAGUCAAACAUUUUCAAGCAAACUCCCAAAACUGCUCUAAACUCUCCCUCCUCCUCCUCCUCCUCCUCCAUCACCGCGGAGCUCUUCUCCAGCACGGAGAUGCUCUGCAGUCGUCGUGACAAAUGAGGUUCGAGCUCCAUCACCUCCUGGAGGAAGCCUUUGGUGGUUGGUCAGGGCGCGUCUAAUGACGCCAGAGGCGGAGGCAGCGCGAGGAGAUGCCGGCUGAGCGCGCGCAGACAUCUUUACGCACAGGUUGGCUUUACGCACGGAUUUGGAGACUCCCCGCUCAGUCCUGCACGAGCUCAUCCGGGAGCCCAGAGAAGAACCCGUUUCAGAGGAGGGCCCCGGAGGCCCCGGAGACCGCCUCGCCACGCGCCCGGCGCUCCGGGAUCCUUGAACGCACAGAAACUAAUUAUUAUUAAGCGCCAUCCCUCCUUCAAUUUCUUCAGCCAAUCACCGAUCGAAGGGGCAGCUGAGCUGCGCGGGGUUUUUAUGCCCCCCUCCAUCAUAAUUAGCCUGACAUGCGCAAUCUGCACGCGAGCGUCAACAGCCACCGAGCGCUUAUUUCACCGAGCCCGCGCGCCUGCAGGCCCAGUCACAGCUCGUAGAUGCACCGGCGGAGGGAGCAGCGAGUCCCGCGCACGGAUCAUCAUCAUGUCCCGCCGCAAGCAGGCCAACCCGCAGCCGCUCCGGUCAGACGAGGACCCGCUGGGAAGCGGCGUCCGCCACGCGCACGGCGCGGCGGACAACCCUGAUCAUGAAACGCACUUUUGCCCCAGAGGCUGCUCUCACUUCUCCACUUGGACCGAUCUGAGCCAGCACCAGAACUUCUGCGAAGACCAUCCCCACAUCUUCAAGGACAGGGCAGCUCCUGAGGAACCCCCACUGGGGCCCUCGCCAGCUCCCAGCGCGGCGUCCAGUGACUCUUCUGCGGUGGAGUCCACCGGGGGGACGAUGGUGAAUGAAAACGACAGUCUGGAUAAUUCAGAGGCGGGAAGAGAGUGGGAAGAAGGGAUGGAGCUUGAUCCCUGCCCACAGGACAGCUACACCGCAUCGUCUAGCCCCCAGCCCCCGGAAUCAGCCCCCUCCCCACAGAGUUCUGGUAGCUACAGCAUGCCCGGUACCAACGUGACGCUGGAGAUCCUCCACAGCACCCGAGUGGCCGUGGCUCAGUUUUCCCAGGGGGGUCUGGGGGGGAAAGCGGCGUCGGCCCCCCUCCCGCUGAUCCUGCAGCAGCUGUUGGCCCUGCAGCAGCAGCAGGUGCAGCAGCUGCAGCUCAUCCAGCACAUCUGCAGCCAGGUCGCCGUCAUGAACCGGCAGCCAACGCAGGCGGCCUUGAACCCCGCAUCCAGGCCUCUGCCCACGCCGCCGAGCCCCUUCCCUUCUCUGGCCAUCAUUCCUCCCUCCAUCCUGCCUCUGUCCGGAACCAUGCCGUCCUCCAUCAACGGCCAGGCCGCCGUGUCUCUGUCGCAGCCCCUCCCUCCACAGACUCUGUGUGGACAGUCCUCGUUUCCAGAAAGCUGCACCUCUGAGAGUUCGGCCCCCUCUUUGCUGCCUCAGCCCGCCUCCCCUAGCAGCAGCAGCACCCAGACGCCAACCUCCUGCAGCCCCCCGUCCCUGACCCAGAGCGGACUCCCCAGCUCAUCUUCCAGCCUGCCGUUUCUACCUCAGAGUCCCCCGAGCGCCAAUUUCCCCAACCCCUUGUCCAGCAUCGCGGCCACCGCCAGCGCCCUGGACCCUCUGGCCUCCCUGAUGAAGCUCAGGAAAGGGAAGCUGCUGCUGGACGCAAAGCCCCCCCCAGAAGAGCCCUUCUUCAAGCAUAAAUGCCGGUUCUGUGCCAAAGUGUUUGGCAGCGACAGCGCCCUGCAGAUCCACCUGCGCUCCCACACGGGCGAGCGGCCCUUCAAAUGCAACAUCUGCGGCAACCGCUUCUCCACGAAGGGCAACCUGAAGGUGCACUUUCAGAGGCACAAGGACAAGUACCCCCAUGUGCAGAUGAACCCUUUCCCCGUCCCUGAGUAUUUAGACAAUGUGCCAACCAGUUCUGGGAUUCCCUACGGCAUGUCCGUUCCCCCAGAAAAGCCCGCCUCUUCGUGGCUGGACAGCAAGCCGGUUGCUGCUCCUCUUCCUGCCAGUGUGGGUCUUCCUCUGUCCUCCACCUCUGCCAGCACUGGGGGCUCUAGUGACCUUGUAAGUGCAACCCCACCUGUUAAAUCUCCUUACCAGGCAGCACCUGGUGAAUGUGUGACUGUGUGUCCUAACCGUAGAGGCACUGAGGCUCCUUUCUCUCCCGUUUCAGAGUCUCACCGUGAGACAGGGGCCUCCCAAACACUGAAAGCAGAGGGGGUACACCUGCCCCACACCUGCAGCUCCACAGCAGGAGCCAGCCCCUUCACAGAGACACCCCGCACUGUCACCACCCCAGAGCCCGUCCCCUCCGCUUCCUCUGCCUCCUGCUCCCCUCCCGCGACCUUCCCGGCCGCCGAGCCGCCGGACUGCAUGCAGACGUCGGAGACCUCAAAGCUGCAGCAGCUGGUGGAGAACAUUGACAAGAAGAUCGCAGAGCCCAACCAGUGCACGCUGUGCCAGCGCGUGCUCAGCUGCCAGAGCGCGCUCCGGAUGCACUACCGCACCCACACCGGCGAGAGGCCCUUCAGGUGCCGAGUGUGCGGCCGGGCCUUCACCACCAGGGGGAACCUGAAGACCCACGUCGGCGUUCACAGGGACAGCCCGCCGGCGCAGGUGCAGCACUCGUGCCCCAUCUGCCAGCAGAAGUUCACCAACGCCGUGGUUCUUCAGCAGCACAUCCGCGUGCACGUGGUGGGACACGUUCCUGACCCCACCGCGGGGGACGGGCUGAGCGGCAGCAAGCUGACAGAUGACGACUUAAUGGAGGAUGAAAAGGACAGCGUGAAGCUCAUGGGGGGGCUCAAAGACAGCAGCUUGCUGAGCACCUCAGAAGGAAAGGUGGAGAACAGCAGCCCACACCUACCUGACCCCCCACCCCCAGGGUCAGCCUCUUCCUUUCAGAGCGGCUCACAGGGCUUCAUGGUGGCGCAGGAUGAGCCGGACCCCCAGCAGCUCUCUGUGAAGAGAGAGCGGUCCAAGUCUCCAGCGUCUUCCUCAGCAUCUGCUCAGGGUCCCAGAGGAGAGCCCGGCGUGAGGGAGGGGGCGCCAUACUGUGUUGCCUUCCAGCUGAGCCAGGACAGAGGUCAUAGCCCCCCUGGCUUCACCUCCCGCUCCCUAACAGCUGAGCUGAACGGCAUGAUGGCAAGGCAACCACCUCCCUUCAGCAUCCACAUCACCGCUGCCUACCCGGCACCUGGCGGCCCACACGCGACCUCCGCGCUCGCCCCCGUGCCCCCACGCCGAUCGGGGAAGCAGCACAACUGCAACGUGUGUGGGAAGAACUUCUCCUCGGCCAGUGCCCUGCAGAUCCACGAGCGCACGCACACCGGGGAGAAACCGUUCGUCUGCUCCGUCUGCGGGAGAGCCUUCACCACCAAAGGCAACCUGAAGGUUCACAUGGGAACCCACAUGUGGAACAACGCUCCAGCCAGGAGAGGCCGGCGACUGUCAGUGGAAAACCCUAUGGCUCUGCUGGGAGGAGAUCCUCUGAAGUUCAGAGAGAUGUUCCAGAAGGAUCUGGCAGCUCAAGCUGUGAGCAUGGAGCCGGGUCUCUGGAGCCGCUACGCGGCAGCCAUCACCAACAGCCUGGCGGUGAAGAGCAACGAGAUCUCAGUGAUCCAGACGCCGCUGCUCCCUCUGACCGCGUCCGUCCCCGGCCUCACCAGGACUACCACGGACCUGGGAGGCAGCAGACAUUUUUCCUUGUUGGUUGAUGACACCAAACAGAUCGGAAUCAACUGACGGAUGCUAACAUUCUAAUUUUUUUAUGCAAACGACCGGGACAGACGAACAUUUGUGAACAAUCUCUGUUGUUCAUCAUCAAUGAGCUGUAGCCUAUUUGUCGUGUUGUUUUUGUAUCCACUCAACAAGUUGAAGCCCACCCCCUUUGAACUGUGCUCAGCCGCUCAAAAGCAAUCAGGCAUCGAGCGCACGUUCUCCCGCUGAUGCACAGCCUGUCCCACUGUGACCCUCUCACCUGUUCGGACUGCAGGGGGACCCAAUAAAGAGCAGAACCCAA